This is a messenger RNA of Folsomia candida, 2905 nucleotides long. RefSeq names its product melanoma-associated antigen 10. Gene Ontology annotation, cellular component: nucleus. NCBI's taxonomy places the organism in Eukaryota, Metazoa, Arthropoda, Collembola, Entomobryomorpha, Isotomidae. The transcript is spliced from 9 exons. The record is from RefSeq and is a predicted model, not a curated record. Bases 178 to 1863 code for a protein of 561 amino acids.
GCUUCUUCUUUGUCAAAAAUGCCCGACAAAACAAGGACGACGGAAUAAAAUAUUCGCGAAUUUCUCGUAAGAGAUCUACAAAGCUGUAACUUGACAGAAAUUCUCCAUUUUACUGUUUAUUUUAAACCGUGGAUUGGAAGAGAAUCUGUAAUACAGAUCAUCUGAAGAUAAGAUAAGAUGCCGAGACGAAAGAGUGCACGAGCAAAAGCUGAAGCUGCAAAGAAAGUGGCACCUUUAGCUCCACCCCCCCAAAAGGCUUCAACUUCUACGAGGGGAAACGUCGUCGCGCCGCCACCGCCGCCGCCAGGAAGGAAAUCUGCACGGACCAAGACGGCGGUGGCUUCCGCAACAUUUUUCGACUUACCACCACCACCCACUCCAAGGAUUCGUUACGACGAAGAAGACGACGAAGGUGCCACAGCUCAUCUCCCACCACCGGUCGAACCACUCCCAGAAGUCAGCGGGAGCAGUGAUGGCGGUAGUGAGAAAAAUACCAGCACGAGCAGUGAAGGAAAGUCUGGCGAUGAUGAUGUCGAGGAGGAGGAAUCUGAAGAGGUUGGAGCUGGUCCAGCGCAAUUAGUAGAUCUUGAAGCUGGCGACGAUGAUGAUGAUGAUGACGAUGUAGAGGAAGAAGGAGGUACAGCUCCUGUUACGCCGAAACCAAGAAAGACUGCUGCCCAGGAGGCUGAACUGAUCAAGCAACAAGCCAUCCCACGCCCCGUCAUGAUAUCGCACUCUGGGGCCAAAAGCAAGAUAAAUAUUCUCUCUGGGGUGACAAUGACGAUUGAUGAAAUGGUGCACAACUGCGUAUACUAUUUUAUCAUGAGCCAGCACAAGAAGCAUCCUGUUAAGAGGUCGGAUCUCCUGAAGAAUUGUAUGAAUGGACAGAAGAAGGAUUACAACGCCGUCAUGGCCAAAUUCGAAACAGUUCUUGCCGACAACUUUGGAAUGAAGAUUAUUGGAUUGGACAAGGGCAAGUCGGGCUUUGCGACUUACAUGAUUGUCAGCAAUUAUGUGAACGAUGUAGCAGAAACGGUCACCGUGCGAACUCCGGAACAAUAUGCGAAGCGAGCGGCACUCUUUUUGACACUGACUAUUAUGUUCAUGCUGAACAAACCGAUGGACGAAGAGUCUAUUUGGAAUCUCAUUGAGGAGUUUGAGUUGCAAAAAAUGUUGUGCAACAAGAAAGAGGAUUUUGCAAAAUUUCUGAAAUCGGAAUAUGUCCUCCCGAUGUAUUUUUCGGCCGAAGAAGUUCACGAUGCUGAUAAUGUUGGAUAUAAGUACUUCUGGGGGCAGCGUGCUGAACAUGAAAUAAGCAAGUGGGCAAUUUUGAAGUUUGUUGCAAAACAAUUUCCCGACAUGAGACCCGAGGAUUUCGAAUUUCAACUCCAGUUAGCCAAAGAAAAAGAGAAGGACUUGAUUGAGGCGGAGAUAGCUGCGCGUGACGCUGCUGUUGUCGAUCCGGCAUCUGGAAAAAAUGGAUCCGCAUUGAAAAUUGGGGAAGGACCUGAUGCUCAACUUGCUAUUGAAGGAAUUCAAGAUGCUGGAGCUAUGUCGCAAGCCGAGGAAAUUGAGGAUGAUGAUGACAAUGAGGCUGAAGCUGACUCAGACGAAGGAGGCGAGGAGGGAAAGAAGCAGAAACAGGGUAAAAAGAAGGGUAAAGGAGGGGACGAGAAUGAGGAGGAAUCUGGGUCCGGAAGUGGGGAGGCAGAGGGGAGCGGAAGUGAUGAGAGCAGUGGAGAGGGGAGUGGUGGAAAAGGUGCCGAAGAGGAAGAUGCAGGGUCAGGAUCAGGGGAACAAGAAGAAGGGACUGAUUCUAAUCAAGAGACUGGUGAGGAUUCGAGUGGAGAAGAAGUGCCGUGAUUGUCACAGAGCAGUUACUCUCCUCCAUUGUCCAUAUCCCUUGGGAAUAUGGACAUUCGCGACGACUUCCCAGACUUGUCUGAUUUAUUUGCCCAAUUUAAUGUAAAUCAGCAACCUGAAGAGAACGGCGAACAUUUACAUAUUACUCCAAGACUUUAAAGGGAUGAUGAAUAUCUUGUGCCAAAAAUGUACUCAUUUCAUAUUAUUUUCCUAUUUCAAAUUGGAACAAUUAAGGAUGUCUUUAACGCUUCACUUCAAAGUACAAAAUUGCGGCGUGAUCCUUAUAUCGUGCAUACUUAAACUUGCUAUCAUUUUAAUUAUCAUCCACCGCCAUUAAUACGAAAACUAUGUAGCUACGUAUAUAUUUACAUACCACAAGGGUAUCAGGCAAAACCCUCCUUUUAAUUUGAACUGAUCAUCGGCAAAUAAUUUGCUGACUUGAUAAUAGAAAAUGAGCUGGUCACAAUUCCUGAAAUGAUGUCGAAACGAAUUCUGAUGUGAUGCAUGAAAUACCAACACAUAUUCUUAUUCUUAAAUAGAGUAGAAAAUGAAGAAUUAGGGAUAAAUACAUUGAAAUUCUCUGUGUUAUAUGUUAGGAAGGACGCUUAUGUUUUAGUCAUUAAAUUAUCAAAUGGAUUUUUUGUAUUCUAUUCUACACUAUUUCUUAAUUCUUAAUCUAAGAUUCUACAUUGUCACAUUAAAAUGAAUACCUUGUGCAUAGUUAUUCUUUUACUAAAAUUACUCUUUUACUUGCACAUGAAAUAAGAAGGUGUGUUUUUACGUAAUAUAUUUUUCUCAGUGUUUUUUUUUACAUUUUAUUUUGAGCUGUUUUCCAAUAUUUUAUUUGUGACAACCAAGUAUAGUGCUUAUUGUACACAAUUUUAAACGUUAUAUGAUUCCGGACUGUAGGUGGAUAUAAAUCUUAAUUUGAAAUAGGUUAAUGUAGUCCUCUGAAAAUCAGAGUAUAGCAACAUCAUUGUGUUAUUAUGUGAUGAGGCAUAUCUAUCUUGUAAAGCUAAUAAAAUUCUGCAGAACCUAUGUA